Microbotryum saponariae is the source of this 2707-nucleotide messenger RNA. The record is from the annotation of a GenBank genome assembly. Lineage: Eukaryota; Fungi; Basidiomycota; Microbotryomycetes; Microbotryales; Microbotryaceae.
AUGAUGCUCGUCGACCCGAGCCCGUCCACUUCUUCGAUAGCUGCCCCGACAACGACCGCCACGGCCUCGGCGACAUGUCCUCCUCCCGCCACCCUCCCCACACUGCUCCGAUCCGUGACCCAAGCCACCGCAUCGACAUCAACAGCAACAGCAACGUCGACUCCACCACCCCCUUCCGCAGCGCCAGCGCCACCACCGACCGUACCCAAGCGCGCCGAUCUGCUGUCCUUGAAGCUCAAACUUGCGGACCUGCUCCCUCCCCACCUCGGUCAGCUGUACUGGACCUCGUUGGUCGAGUUCAUGAGCGGUCAGAUCAACCGCGACGAGUUGCAGGGCGUGUUUGAGAGGGUGUUUGGCAAGGGCAAACCAGGCGAGCACGACACGGCACGUGAGUAACGUCUUGGCAUCGGUCGCGUACACGUACACCGAAGAAACGGAAACUGAACGUGUUUCAAUGUCCCGUGUAUAGUCCAACUUCACAACGCGUUGCUCCUGUCGAUCCUGUACAACACGACGCGCAUCGCCGUCCCUCCGUCGACGCUGCGCCAUUCCGGCUUCCAGGUCAAACGAAGACUAGGCGCACCCAACGACCCUCCCAACAACGGCUCCACCUCCGAUGUCGAUCCUCUACGCAAGAAACUCAAGACGCUCGUCAUGUCCCUCGGGAAGCGCGAAAGGAGGGAGAUCAAGGCUCUCGUGCCUACUCAGACCGGCGUGACGGGCACCGCGGCCUCGACGACGAGUGCUGCCGCUCUGCUGCAACAACAGGAUCAAGCGCAGUUGCAGGCCAUCAAGGAAGCGGGUGGGGUCGUGCCGAGUGCUUUGGCCAAGAGGGAAUCGGAGAGGGAGAGGGAGCGCAAGAGGGACAAGGAGUUGGUCCGGUUGAGCACGCUCGGCGCGGCAUUGGAAUCAGGCAAGCGGAGGGGGGAAGUCGACGCGAUUGGGGGCGGAACGGGUGGCAAGACCGAUCCUGGUGAGCUGAUUGGCAUCGUGGGCAAGAGGAGCUACGAAAACUGAUCUAUGGCCGUUCCCAACCAAUCUCAGCCAUCACGCAAGAAUAUCAACGCAUCAUCGCCUCCUCGUCGGCCAAAGACUCGCUGCUCUGUUCGACCUCCAAGCUGUUGCCCGACGUCGAUGGGUUGCGGGAUCGAAUGACGCUGGUCGUUUUCGAAUCGGGCUUGGUCGGAGGUGGGGUCGUCGACGAGAGGGUCGGGUUGUUGGGCGUUCGGGCCGUCGAGGUGAGUUUGGAUUACGGAGCUCGAGAUGAGAGAGGGGCUUCUGACUGAUUUUUGAGGGGCUGUGUGAUCCGCUUCAGACUCAUUUGAAAAAUAUCAUCGCCCACGUCGUGGGAUUGGUACGGUCCGAUCGGGAUAGAGGGAUACGGACGUCGUCGAUCACGAAGGAACAGUUGUCCAUUUUCGACGCUGCAAGGCCAGUGCGGAGGGAGGUACGAGAGGACGAUCCGCCAGCAGGGGAAGGGGACGUCAAGGCGGAGCAAUCGUUCGAUCCGGUGAAAGCGGUGCGAUUACUUGAUCCCCCACUCGAACACGAUCACGUCGACGAGGAGGACGAGGAUGAAGAGCAACGGCCUUUGACGACCGACGAUUUCCUCGGCUUGUUCGACAUCAACCCCUCGGUCUUGGUCGUACCUCGACUAGGCGCGGUUGAGAGAUCCUACGCUUUGCCUCCUGAUUCGGACGAUUCGGACAUGACCGAGGGCGACGACGAAGCAGAGGACGCGGCGAUCGAAGCCGAUGACGAGGCCAUGGUCGUCGAUGAGCCCGAAGCCACCACCGCCCCGCCGACAACGAUGCCCAAGUUCCCCGAACGACCUCGACUGGGAGGCAAAUCGCAUCCGAAACUCGCCCCGGUGCGAUCGACAUCGUCCUCCUCGUCGACCACACUGGCCGGAACCUCCUCCCUCUCUCGUUCCAAACAUCCCCUUUCUCGAUCCGGCUCCACCUCGCGUCGGCCCUCGACUAUCUCGCGCUCCCGUUCGCACCGACCCAGUCGCUCCAACUCCUUCUCUACGAACGCUCUUACCCCGGGCGGAGGACCUCGUGACCAAUACCUCAUCGACCCCUCGGCCGUCGCGAUCCCUCAAGGUCACCCUGACGUCGCGCAUGCUCGAUCAUCGGCCUCGAUCCCGGGGCAGGCGACUUUGUCAACGAAUGGGGACAAUCCUUCGAAUGGAUCGAGGGGGAGCUCGAUGGUCGGUACACCGACGACGGGGAGUGGUCCGACGAACAAACCCUCGGCGAUAUCGACCUCGAUCGCGACCACCAACACAGCAAACACUGCAGGCGGGGGAGGAGGCGCCGCCCAAAUCUCACCCAAGAGCUUGGCCCUUCGGCAUCAACUCUUCCCCGAAUUGUCGAUCGAGUCGCCUUCGUCGGCGGGGUUAGAAGGUGGGUCGUUCGCGGAGCAACAGAUGGUCGGUUCGCCUUCGGCUAUGCAACGAGGCGGUGCGAACGGUGGGAACAACACCUCGACCGAUGGUGGAUCCGAGGAUGAUGAACCUUCUGCAGGGACGCACGCUUCCCACCUUCCUGGAUCGCACGCUUUGACCAAAAUCGGUGGACUUCAAGCGGGUGGUGUGGGAUCGUCGAUGGGUCCUGCGGGUGCCGCCGGUGGCCCGGGUAAGAAGAACAAGGAACAGCUGUGGCAGGUCGUGGAUAGUGUGAGGUUGUUGGAUGGGGUGUUGUAA